UUUACUAUUUCAGAGAGAAAACUUUUUUAGGGAUAAUUUGUAACUUAAACGUGAAGCAAAUCAAGUUUGAUUUGGCCUAAGACAUCAACAGAAAAUUAGUCGGGUUUGAGAAAAAAGGAUUGUGAGCGAAGUGUGCGGGAUAAAUACCAUUGAUUUUAUCCUUGAGAGUUUCAAACAUACUCGAAUAACCAUUUUAUCUAGUGCUUUAGUGAGAAUGGAAAGUUUCUUUUCUAAUCAAUUGCAAAAACAUAAACAAUCAACUGAUUACGAUAUAUUUUCUUGCACAAAAAAAGUUCGUUUUUGUCCGGAUAACAGCUGUAAAUUGAUUACGUAACGGUGUUGAAGAGCCAAGUUUCCGGCGCAUAGACAUGCUAUGCAUCUAAGGUAAAAAACUUUAUCUCCAGUGGAAUGGGGAAAAGGGACAAGAGUCUAACCAGGAUGGGGAAGGUCUCGGAGGGUGUUCGACUUCCGGAGCUGAUCACACAUCUUGACAGGUUCAUUAUUACAUCGGAAAAGAAAUGUGUCCACGAAAGUCUCAAGAAAUUUGACGAGGAAUUAAAAGGAGAAGUUAAAGCGGAUAUUAGUUCUGAACGAAUAGUUGCAAAUUUUGCUGAUAGAUUGUGCAAUCAAACUCUCACUAACGACGAACUUCGUACAGUGUUAAAGCUAUACCAAUAUCAUCUGCACGAGAUUCAUGUUCUCGACGAUUUAUCCACAAAUGACGCGUGUGAGGAUAUUGAAAUCAAUAAUGGAAGCCGGUCGAAAGAUGUUCGUCUGCCGAAAAUAGCGAAACGACAUUUGCCUCUGCGACCGACAACUCUCUUAGACCGUGUUAUUGACAAACACAAAAUGAAGGAGGAAAUAAUCAUACCAACUAUGGUGCUGAAGGACUCGAGUUCGAGUCAGAAUUCUCAUCGUACAGUAGAAACAAGUGCACAGUCUCGCGAAAAAGGACACCGUGAAAAACAUUCCAGGAAGGAAAAGCUACCACAUUUUAAUUACGAGCAUGGUGAAGGAAUGGGUGCGCGGCGAAAUCUUCCCGGGCAACCCGAACUUAUUCGUAUGCUAACGGAUCCUGAAUUGAGUCUUAGCGGAAACAACGGGGAUAAAAAAUCUCUUCCGGUCACCGAAUUUAAUAGGUCGAACUCGCUUUUAUCGUUAUACGGCGGGACUUUGAGUCCUCCACUACUCGACAAGCAGAAACAAAGAAGACCGCGAAAACGAAAAAUCGUCUGCAAGUUCUGCAGACGAUCACCGGGUGAUCAUCAGAAGUGGUGUAUUUAUUAUAAUUUUGGAAGUAUUACUGAAGAAGCGCCAGUAGAAUUGUCAAGGUCUCACACACAAAAUGAAAUAGACGUUUCCAAGAAUAUUAAAUCGAAAGAAAAUUUACAGGAUCAGGAGAGAUCGAAAACGUCAAUGGACGACUACAUGAGAAGACCGGAAUUACCGGACUUUAAACCUCUCCAUAGAGAUGUCUACAUCCGGGCGUUGGCUGAUUCACGUGCGCGUCUAAUUUUCCACAGAUCGCAUGAUUUCGUUAAUCAGUUGACAAAACCUUUCGUGUUUUCGUAUUUUAGCAGAUUAAAUGGUCCAAAAUGCAAAAGAGAUGGAAUACACGGAAUGACUCGCAUAUUUGGUAAAGAUAAAACUGAUUUUACAGAAUAUUACAAGUUAUUUGCCGAUGAAAUUAGGCAAGGAAAUGCAUAAUUAGCUCUUGUAGAAAAAUGUUUGGAAAUUGGUGCAGAUGUUCUCAUCUUAUACAUAUAACGUUUAAUUUUAAUUGAUCAAUGGCCGACCAGGAUUAAUUACCAUGUUGUUUUUUUUCAGUUAUAAACCUCAAUUAUACCACGUUGAUAUAUUUUUUUUCCGAAAGUAGAUAUUUUUGAGUAUGAUGAAAGGGAAAUAACUUUCAUGUACAGACUAAAUCAGACUAAAUCUGCAAUUUUCAUGUAAUUUAGCUGUUUUUAAUGCUUUCGAGGGAACACGUUUCAAGAUAUUUACAUGGUUUGUUAAAAUUAGAAACAUGGUUAAUUUUUCAAUGUGAGAACACAAUAAAUGAAACAAAAAAGAAGGAUUUCUUAGAUUUUUUGUAGAACACAUAUAAAUUGUAUCUCAUAUAUUGUAUAUGCAAACUGAUUUCAUAAUUUUUCUGUAAAUCACUCGUAUCAACAGCUCUAUUUUUUA
Ruditapes philippinarum (Manila clam) is the source of this 2184-nucleotide messenger RNA. RefSeq lists its product as uncharacterized. Bases 409 to 1707 code for a protein of 432 amino acids. The record is from RefSeq and is a predicted model, not a curated record. Lineage: Eukaryota; Metazoa; Mollusca; Bivalvia; Venerida; Veneridae. The transcript is spliced from 2 exons.